GACCCAAUAUUAUACAUUCUUCGAAUAAUAACAAUCAAAAUACUAUGAGUUCUAUAAAUACACUUGUUGUUGCUCGUAAUCAUACUGCAUUAUAUGUCAGACCAGUCUUAAAUACUCAAUUAAAUUCUCGUUCAAUUAUAAGUCCUACACCUUCUGAUUUACCAACGAACACACAAAGACAAAUUAAUCAAACAACACCAAGCAUCAAUCAAUUAAGUUAUUCUUCAACAUCAUUAGUGACACCUUUUUCAUCAAUUGCUCAA
This is a messenger RNA of Entrophospora candida, 263 nucleotides long. NCBI's taxonomy places the organism in Eukaryota, Fungi, Glomeromycota, Glomeromycetes, Entrophosporales, Entrophosporaceae. The record is from the annotation of a GenBank genome assembly.